AUGAGCCUUGCUGGUCAGGCUUUCGUCGUUACAGGGGGAGCAUCCGGGAUUGGGAAAGCAAUCGUCAAAAAGCUCCUUGAACUGUCAGCCAAGGCCUAUGCUCUCGAUUUAUCCGAAAUCCCCAUCCACUCAUCCACUCCUGGGGAACUAGUACCGUUCUCAAAAGUCGAUGUUUCCUCACGAGCAAGUGUCAAGUCUGUUUUCGAUAAAAUCUCACACCAAGACCCAGAGCUCCGCGGUUUGGUCAACUGUGCUGGCAUCCUGCGCGCCACAGACAGUUCUGAGAACUCGGAUGAAAGCUUCCGCUUACUUUGGGAUGUCAACGUUAUGGGAACAUGGAACACGAACACAGAAUUCCGCAACUUUGUCAAAGCAUCGAGAGAGAACACUUCAGGGUCCAAGGAGCAUCGAGCGGCGAGUAUCGUCAACUUGGGGUCCAUGGCGUCGGUUAGGGGUAUCCAUGGGCUUUCGGGGUACGUUGCCAGCAAGCAUGCCGUGCUCGGUCUCUCUCGCACAUUUGCUCAGGAAUGGGGGCCUGAAUCGUUCAGGGUCAACACGGUGGCCCCGGGGGCUGUGAAUACGCCAAUGAUACAGGGGAUGGCGGGAGACGACUCGCAUAAUGCAGCAUACAAAGGUGCUUUCAAGAGCCUAUCGGAACCUGAAGAAAUCGCGGACGUGAUUUUGUACCUCCUGGGAGACGGUUCAUCUUCAAUCAGUGGGCAGCUGAUUGAGGUCAAUGGUGGAUGGCCUUAG
Fusarium keratoplasticum is the source of this 753-nucleotide messenger RNA. RefSeq lists its product as uncharacterized. The coding region runs from base 1 to 753 and encodes 250 amino acids. The record is from RefSeq and is a predicted model, not a curated record. The transcript has a single exon. Lineage: Eukaryota; Fungi; Ascomycota; Sordariomycetes; Hypocreales; Nectriaceae. Gene Ontology annotation, molecular function: oxidoreductase activity.